AUGUCAAUACGCAGAUCUGCGCGACUCAGCGCGCGCCCUCCACCUGCCCUGACCCCCGUCACCAACGUGCCAAAGGUACAACAUGGCGGAGUCAGCAAACGGCGCAAAACCACGACAGCCAAAGAGACGAAGAAGGCCAAGAAGGCGACACCGAUCGCCACUCCUUCAAAGUCUGCACCAUCAUACUGGUCUCCAGAGCCCUCGGCGCCUCCCGCGACGACAUCAGCAACUUCACAAGAUACGGACCAGAAGCAGACACCUACUAAGAAAAGCAGACAUCUUACACCACCACCACUACUCGACCGUCCAGUCGAUCCACAUCGAACAAAUACAACUCUUUUGACACCAUACGGCUCUGCAGUCAAUGCCUACUCAGGAGAUACGUCGCCGUCCAAGACAGGAUUGCCACCUCCUACCGCGACAACGGGAACCCUGCUCGAGCAAGCGGUCGCACACCUGAUCGCCAUAGAUCCACGUCUUCAACCCGUCAUUGAGCAGAACCCAUGCCCGCUCUUCACACCCGAGGGACUCGCAGAGCAAAUCGAUCCCUUCAACAGCCUGGUGAGCAGUAUCAUAGGUCAACAGGUCUCCGGCGCUGCUGCCAAAUCCAUCCGGAACAAGUUUCUGGCCUUAUUCGAUAUCUCAGGGGGUGCAGAUGGUGAAUCGGUGCCGCGCUCGCGGUUUCCCAUCCCUCAACAGGUCGCGCGAUGCGAGAUAUCGACUCUUCGUACGGCUGGGCUAUCUCAACGAAAAGCGGAGUAUAUUCAAGGACUAGCGGAAAAAUUCGCGAAUGGCGAAUUGAGUGCGACGAUGUUGGCGCGCGCAAGUGAUGAGGAAUUGGUGGAGAAGCUGACGGCUGUGCGUGGGCUGGGACGGUGGUCCGUGGAGAUGUUCGCUUGUUUUGCUUUGAAGCGGAUGGAUGUCUUUUCCACGGGAGAUUUGGGUGUACAGCGAGGAUGCGCGGUCUUUGUUGGACGAGACGUCAAUAAACUUAAGGGAAAAGGGGGCGGUAAAUUUAAGUAUAUGGCGGAAAAGGACAUGUUGGAUUUGGCCGCCAACUUUGCGCCCUAUAGAAGCUUGUUCAUGUGGUACAUGUGGCGGAUCGAAGAUGUGGACGUGGGUGUCCUUGAAGGGUGA
Penicillium oxalicum is the source of this 1137-nucleotide messenger RNA. RefSeq names its product DNA-3-methyladenine glycosylase II (gene alkA). The transcript has 3 exons. Gene Ontology annotation, molecular function: DNA-7-methylguanine glycosylase activity; alkylated DNA binding; DNA-3-methyladenine glycosylase activity. The coding region runs from base 1 to 1137 and encodes 378 amino acids. Gene Ontology annotation, cellular component: protein-DNA complex; nucleus. The record is from RefSeq and is a predicted model, not a curated record. Gene Ontology annotation, biological process: base-excision repair; base-excision repair, AP site formation; DNA alkylation repair. Lineage: Eukaryota; Fungi; Ascomycota; Eurotiomycetes; Eurotiales; Aspergillaceae.